This is a messenger RNA of Trichosporon asahii var. asahii CBS 2479, 4185 nucleotides long. RefSeq names its product grfA protein. Gene Ontology annotation, molecular function: guanyl-nucleotide exchange factor activity. The coding region runs from base 1 to 4185 and encodes 1394 amino acids. Lineage: Eukaryota; Fungi; Basidiomycota; Tremellomycetes; Trichosporonales; Trichosporonaceae. Gene Ontology annotation, biological process: intracellular signal transduction. The record is from RefSeq and is a predicted model, not a curated record. The transcript has a single exon.
AUGUACGACGACCAGUCUGUUGCCGGCCCAAGCAAGCCGCGUAUGCCUACCCGAGUCCCACCUCAACCACCCGUGCACGACGACUUGCGCGGCCUGGCCCGGUCGCCCAACAUGUAUAGCACACCCGACUUUUCCGACACACGGUAUCGCACCGCCAAGGUUGACAUGAGUCGCCGCCCACACAGCACUUACCCGUCGACCGGUGACGAACCUGUGUUUCACUUGCCGCGCAAGUACACUGACCCUACCCCCCACACGGCUGCGCCGUACGAGCCUCCCAGCCCGAACCCGUCGUCUCCCUCUGCUCAACUCGAUGUUGAUCUAGACGUGUAUUCGCAGGAGUAUUACGACGUCGAGGACGAUCUUCGCCAACCUUCGCUGAGCAUCGUGACUUCUUCGACCGUCGACUCGACGACGAGCUCGCCUUCCAUCCCAGACACUACCUACACGUACGGAACAGAACGGUUCGACCGGAAGCAGCAACUUGAGCCCGAGCCUCGAGUCAUCCGCAUGAGGACCAAUGCUGGGCGUCAAAACGCGUACUCCUCUGCUGAAUCGAGCCUCGCUUCGGGCGCGUAUUCGGGACAGUUCUCCUACCAUGCCUACAGCGACAACACACACCCGCAACCGCCGGUUCCAGACAUCAACCUGAGCUCGCCGAUACGCUCGCACCAGGUGAUGGAGCCUGAUCUUGCUUCCGCCAACAGCUGCACCGACACCUCCAACACAUCGGGUACUGCCUUUUCACCAGGUGUUUAUGCUCAAUCCUGGCGAUCACCCGUUAUGAACCGCGCUCGUAGUCACUCUGAGACGACGACAGAGUCUACAGACGACACCACCGACUCGGCAUCAGGCUGCGACCGGUUAUCACAAGCUUUUGCCAACUCGUUUGGUUACUUGGGCGAGUCGCCGCGACCAUGGGACUCGGUCAUCUCGGAGCCCACUGCCCUCGCCCUUGUCGACGAUGGCAGGAGUAAAAUUCUCAACGUCCAGCAGAUCGAGGCUAUGGGCGGCCUCCCGACUCUGGCACGGAUGUCUGAAAACGAACUUUUGCGGCUCCCGCGCUACACGCAUCUGCUUCUUUCCGGGAUUGGUCCCGACAUCAUGACCGUGCUGCCUCAGCUGCUGGACGUGUUGUCCACAACCCUCGUGGUUUUGGAUGUUUCGGACAAUAACCUCGGUACCUUGCCGACGGGGCUGAGACACUGUACGGCACUCGAAGAGCUUAACGUGUCUGGCAAUCCGCUGCGUGCGCUCCCUCCGUUCCUGGCCGACUGCCAGCAGCUGCGUCUGUUUGCGGCCGACAACUGCUUGCUCACGACCCUUCCCCAGGAGCUCUCGACGUUGCAGAGCCUGCACACGCUCUGCAUUCGAGGAAAUCGCAUGGUGGUCCUGCCGUCGUGGAUCUGUCUUCUCACCCGUCUCGAGGCGCUUCGUAUCGAUAACAACCCGUUCGCCCCGCAAUGGCGUUCGAUUGUCGCACCUAUCUUGACGUCGACGCUGGGCCAGAAUUCGCCAUACCCCUCGCACUCGCGCACUGCGUCGGCCCAGUCGUCCGUUCACUCGUUAAGCAUGGGCUCUGUUCGAUCGUCUCACGCUUCCGUGACGAACCUCGUUGCUUCAUCUGCCAGCUCCUUCACAAAUGACUCGUCUCUCGGUAUUGGCUACCCUAGCGAGCCUAGUACGCCAUCGCGUUCGGUCACGCCUGCCGCUGGCAUUGACGACACCCCUACCGCUGGACCGAUUCAGUCAUUAAGGACGACUCGUGCAGCUCCCCGACCGCCCGUGCCCGUCAUGCCGCCCCAGCAGACUAACGGUUCUAGGGCUCCCAACCGCAGUGCCUCGCACCCGCAGCCGUCGUCUGAGAUCUUCACGCCGUCUGAGCGCAUGUCUGGUACGGGACCGUCGCGACGAGUCCAGAGUGCCGUUGGACCUGGCGGCCAGCCGGGCGCUGCCACUCCAGACGACUCGGAAGACGGCGGCGGCAAGCACAAGUGGGGCUUCCUCCGAAAGGUGUCCAUCUCGCGUCUGCGGACGGAGAAGGACUACACGGCGCAGCUGAAUGCUUCGGCUGCUGCCAAUUUAUCGUCCAUGCCGACGCUGCCGCACACCCAUUCGGCUCCGAACGGCAUCAAGCCUCGACGACCAACCUUGACGUCUGGAUGGUCGACCUCUGUCGUUCCCACGCGAUCCCACAACCUUACUCCCGGAUCUGCGGAGAGUGCCCCUGUUUCACCUCCGAACGGCCUCUCUACGUCCGCCUCGAGCCUCCCGCACCUUAACACGCACAACCUUGCCCCUUCGUCUUACGGCGCCGCGGCGGCCAUGCGACGAAACAAGCGCCGCAGCUUCCUCCCCAUCGACCCCAGCCCGCCCUCGCUCAACGGUGUUUCGAUCCCUUCGCUCUCCCCGUUAAUGGCGCCGCAGGCCACUCUGGCGGAGCAUGAGGCGGCCUACGCGGCGACGUCUGUGACGGACGACAACGCCAUGGAGACGCUUGGUGAUGAGCCCGAGGCCCGUGGCACUUCGGUCCGCGCUCCUUCGUCGUCCGCUACGCACCACGAGAUGGAGGUCGCCGCCAUGGACCAGGAGGCGCGCUACACCCGAGGACUCGAGUCGAUCAAGAGCUACCUCCGCGAUCUGUAUGAGCUGUCCCUGCCUGCGCUCGAGCCCUAUGGUGGAUUCGAGGUCGUUGAGGGCGCCAUGUUCAACCCGAUUUCGCCGCUGUCCGACCAUGCCAGCCUGCGGGACUCGACGCAGUCGCGCCAGCCGACGAUGGAGAGUGUCACUCGCGACUCGAUGCGCGGCCAGUCAAUGAUCAGCGUCGCUAGCGAGCGAAGGUCGACUGCGGUCGAUCCUGCUGACUUGCCAUCGACGCAGGUCAAGCGCUUCAAGGACGACAAGUCAAAGCGCGCCGGUGUCAUUAGGGAGAUCUUUGAGACGGAGAAGACGUACGUCCGCGGUCUCCAGGAGCUCAUUGCGAUCUACGUCCAGCCGGCGUCGCAGUGCAUCUCGUCCAAGUCGAACGAGACGCUGAUCCCGCUUGCCGAGCGCAAGGUGGUGUUUGGCGGUGUCGAGUCGAUCCUUGUCAUUCACCGUGACAACUUCCUUCCGGCCCUGGAGCGCGUGAUAGAGCCUCUGCUCCGAGGUAGUGAUGACUCGGAGGGGACGAUCUCGGCGCGCAUCGCCCACCAGGUCGGCGAGGUGUUCCGCACUUACAUUGCGUACAUGAAGCAGUACUCGACGUACAUCAACAACUUUGACAAUGCCCUGCAGCGCAUGCGCUCGUGGACGUUGCCGGUCGCUGGGUCGUCGCCGUCCGCGAGCACCAAGGUGUCGCCGUCGUCGGGUAUCGGAGUUGCUGCUAUCGGCGCGGGCCUGAUUGGAUCGGCUGUGCUCCCCGUCGGCGACGGCAAGCCGAUGCAGCACUCGCCGCUGCAGCCGAGCCAGCGCAAGCGUGUCAAGCACUUCCUGAAGAAGUGCAAGGAGAACCCGCGCCACUCGCAGAUCAACCUCGAGUCGUACCUGCUUCUGCCCGUGCAGCGUGUACCGCGGUACAAGCUGCUGCUGGAGGACCUGGCGAUGUGCACGCCGCCGCGCGAGUCGCUGGGCCCGAGCGACGCGCUCGACGACGCGAUCAACGAGAUUGCCAACCUCGCCUCGCUCAUGAACGAGGAGAAGCGUGAGGCCGAGAGCCGCCUCCGCCUCCUGCACUGGCAGCAGCGGAUCACCUCGCGCGGUCCCUCGCCGCUGGUGCAGCCGCACCGCAAGCUGGUGCUGGACGGAGCGCUGCAGCUGAUCCGCGUCGUGAAGAAGACCUCGGCCUUCGCCGAGGUGGACUACUCCCUCCCGAGCGGCAGCGGGGACAACACGAUCACGACGUCGAAAUCCGUCAUUCCGAUCGAGUUCAUCAAGCCCGAGCCGAUGGACAAGGCGGUGAUGCUGAUCCUGUGCUCGGACAUGCUGGUGCUGGUGCAGAAACGCAACGACGCAGGCUGGGACGGCCCCGUCGACCUCUUCAGCGUCCUGCGCAUGGCGACGCUCAAGGAGCCCGCUAGCAUCUUACACUCCAACGACCGCGUGCUCCGCGUCGUCGACAAUAAGAGCAUCUACUACUUCAAUGGUGGAAGCCACAGCACCGCGCUGCAGUGGUGUCGUGCCAUCAAUGGGCAGAACCGGAAGUAG